AUGUCUCAAACUUCCGGGUUUCCCAGUCUUCGCCCCGCCUAUAUUCUCAAGCUGCAAGUAGGAGAGGGCCAGCCUGUUGGCGCAACAUCUUCAGGGUCGACCUUUGUCCACUAUAGCACCCCAGGCGGAAGCAUCUCCACUGUAGAGGGAUUUUCACCUAGCAUCGAUGCCGAGGUUGUAUUUGCUGGCGACUGGUUGUAUUUCGAUCCCGAUCAGCAACAUAGUCGGAUGAAUGUCAAGGGUGUUGCAAGAACCACUGAAGGCGAAGGCAUCAACUUCGCCUAUUCGGGCGUUUCCGGAGUUUCGCCCGACUUGGGAGCCAUUUUCCAAGGACAACCGAAGACUAUUCCAUUCGGAUUAUCUACCAUGAAUCCCACUUUUGAGGUUGGUCAUCCCCGUCUCAAGGACCUCGAGAACAACACUUGGGUUGGCAAUGGCCGAUUUUCGUUGGAGGGAGACAAGUUAUACGUGGAGGUCCGCAUCUCGCAGGUUGUUUCCAGCAAGGAUAUGGAUUAG
Messenger RNA from Penicillium roqueforti, 516 nucleotides. Its product is annotated as DUF3237 domain-containing protein. The transcript is spliced from 7 exons. Lineage: Eukaryota; Fungi; Ascomycota; Eurotiomycetes; Eurotiales; Aspergillaceae. The record is from RefSeq and is a predicted model, not a curated record. The coding region runs from base 1 to 516 and encodes 171 amino acids.